AUGCAGCUCACCAACCUCAUCGCCCUUGUCACCGCUCUCGCGGCCACGAGCAUCAGCGCUCGUCCCAACCCCUCUACCAUUGCUGAGCGCCAGGCUCCCGGUGACGGUGUCGCCAUCAUCCGCUUCUACGCCGGUAUGGGCUGCGAAGAGCCAUGGCUCGAGGACACUGUCUUCUUCCAGGGUGAUGUGUGCACGGACAACACGUACACGGCGCCAUACGGCAGCUUCAGGGUGUAUAUCAAUGAUUUUACCAGAACCACUCGCUUCUACGUUAACACGGGCUGUGGAGCUGGUAACUACGUGGAUGUCCAGCCUGGAGUAGAGCAAUGCUUUUCCGGCCGGGUUGGUUCGUACAAGUCCUUGUAGUCGGGAUAUCGAGUAGGGGCAGAUCGCGGAGAAUAAGGGAAGGGUGUUCGGUACGGUAUAGGAUAGGUUCGUAGACGGAUCUGUUGAGUCGGAUGGAUUAGGUGUUGGUUCUCCUGUCGCUCAUUAACAAUGAAACCGGUUCUCCAAGCCCACUUUCAACGUUGUGAAAUCUGGUUUCCUAUGCUUUGCCAUGCAACGGGGACAAUCAUCAUGAUUUCGCUGGUCGCAUGAGUGUUUACAAAU
Messenger RNA from Alternaria rosae, 609 nucleotides. RefSeq lists its product as uncharacterized. The transcript is spliced from 2 exons. The record is from RefSeq and is a predicted model, not a curated record. Lineage: Eukaryota; Fungi; Ascomycota; Dothideomycetes; Pleosporales; Pleosporaceae. The coding region runs from base 1 to 366 and encodes 121 amino acids.